UCAAAUUCUUCUUACACAGAUCUCCUCCAACUGUUACGAGGGUUACGUACGGACUCAUCCACCAUGAAGCUCUCUUUCUCUAUCCCUUCCAAACCCAAAUCCAAAUCCAAUUCCGGAUCCGGAUCCGGAUCUAGAGUUAGGUUGAAUUCCGACAAGAAGGACGGCGUCGAUGAAGGAAAUCUCAAGGAGUUCGUCACUGAAUUCGAUCCCUCCGAAACCCUAACCCACGCCAAACCGAAAUACGUAAUACCUCCCAUUGAGGACCGGAGGAGACCCUACAAGAACAUCGAUCUCCCGCUUCAGUCCGGUUCCGCUUCUGGUCUCCAAUUCGAGUCCGAGGUGGUGGUUCCCUCUGUCUCCAAUAACAACACUUCGUACGGUUUAAAUCUGCGUCAGAGAGCCGAGUCUUCGAAGACAGAGCCUGUGGAGCAGUUGUUACUGAAAAGCAUGAGGAAAGAUUUGGCAUCACUCCCUGAUGCUCCUGAACUAGAGGACUUUGAGAGUUUUCCUGUGGAUGGCUUUGGAGAAGCGUUACUUGCUGGCUAUGGUUGGAAACCAGGUCAGGGAAUAGGUCUUAAUGCUAAAGAGGAUGUUAAGAUUGUUGAAUACAAGAAGUGGUCUGGUAAUGAAGGCUUUGGCUUCACUCUGGAUUAUCCCAAGGUUAAGGAUACCACCACCAAGGCUAAAGCCAAAGAAAUUGGUAAAUCAGACAAAUCUCAUGCUGCAAAAGAGGUGAGAACUAUUACCGGUAGAGAAACACUUGGUUCUGGAAGCCAGGAGGAAGUGAAAGUAGGUAUCAUCAAUGUGGAUAGAUAUAGAGUAGUGGUGAGUAAACGCAAUAGAGAAGCAGAGAGAGAGAGUAGGGCUGAAGUUAGAGCCUGUAAGAAGAACUAUAGAGGAGGUCAAACUAGAGAGAAGGCCUCAUGGCUUACAAGUCAUAUAAGGGUGAGAAUAGUGAGCAAGGAUUUGAAAUGUGGGAGGUUGUAUCUUAGAAAGGGAGUGGUGAACGAUGUUGUUGGGCAGACAACUUGUGAUAUCACUAUGGAUGAGACGCAGGAGUUGGUUCAAGGGAUCGACCAGAAGUUGCUAGAGACCGCAUUGCCUAGGCGAGGAGGGCGGGUGUUGGUUCUGUUGGGUAGACAUAAGGGUAGUUUUGGGAGUCUUGUUGAGAAAGAUUUGGAUAAGGAAACAGGUGUAGUUUGCGAUGCUGAUAGCCAUGAGAUGCUUAAUGUUAAACUUGAACAAGUCGCCGAGUACAUGGGUGAUCCAGCUGAUAUUGGGUUCUAACUACUGAGCCACAUUUAACUUCCAAAUCAUGUGUCAAUACUACAUUGUUAUCAUUCAAUUGGCUCUCUCUGUGUAGAGAAGACACAUUUUAGCUUGUUGCCUAUAUAUAUAUAAAUAUUAUGCAAGUUCAAGUUGAGUAGA
Messenger RNA from Camelina sativa (false flax), 1428 nucleotides. Its product is annotated as protein MOS2. Gene Ontology annotation, cellular component: spliceosomal complex. The record is from RefSeq and is a predicted model, not a curated record. Lineage: Eukaryota; Viridiplantae; Streptophyta; Magnoliopsida; Brassicales; Brassicaceae. Gene Ontology annotation, molecular function: nucleic acid binding. Gene Ontology annotation, biological process: mRNA splicing, via spliceosome.